Messenger RNA from Hydra vulgaris (swiftwater hydra), 873 nucleotides. Its product is annotated as NADH dehydrogenase [ubiquinone] flavoprotein 2, mitochondrial. NCBI's taxonomy places the organism in Eukaryota, Metazoa, Cnidaria, Hydrozoa, Anthoathecata, Hydridae. Gene Ontology annotation, biological process: mitochondrial electron transport, NADH to ubiquinone. Gene Ontology annotation, molecular function: NADH dehydrogenase activity. The record is from RefSeq and is a predicted model, not a curated record.
CAACCGAGUUAGUAAUAAUCAAGUCAACAUAUAACUUAUGUGGAAAUUAUGGCGUUUCUACUAAGUAAAGUAUUUUCUGUCCAACCUUUUAAAUUUCAAACACGUAAUAUAUUUAAAACCGCAGUUUCUUUAUCUGACAAGCUCUUUGUUCAUAGAGAUACUGAAUAUAAUAAUGCCAAUACGCCAUUUGAAUUUACAGAAGAAAAUAAAAAAAGAGCAUCUGUUAUUAUAUCGAAUUACCCAAAAGGUCACGAAUCUGCUGCAACGAUACCUUUACUUGAUUUGGUGCAAAGACAAUUAGGAUGGGUCCCAUUAUCAGGAAUGAACUAUGUUGCUAAAAUGCUUCAGAUGCCUGAGAUGCGCGUGUAUGAAGUUGCAACCUUUUAUACAAUGUUUAACAGAGAGCCUGUUGGAAAAUAUCAUAUUCAGAUUUGUACAACAACACCAUGUAUGCUAUGUAAUUCCGACUCUAUAAUGUCAGUUAUUAAAGAAAAACUCCAAAUUAACCCAGGUGAAACUACAAAAGACAAAAUGUUUACUUUAUCAGAAGUGGAAUGUUUGGGUGCUUGCGUAAAUGCACCAAUGGUUCAAAUUAAUGAUAACUUUUACGAGGAUUUGAAACCAAGUGAUAUGGUGGAAAUUAUUGAAAGUCUUGCAAAAGGAAUUAUACCAAAACCUGGUCCAAGAAGUGGUCGUUUUGCAAGUGAACCUGCAGGGGGAUUAACUUCUUUAACUUCGCCACCAAGAGGACCUGGCUUUAAGUUGCAGUCUGGUUUAUAACAGUUUAUAGGCUUAAAAAUAGUAUGCAACAGUUAUUGAGUUUGCAUGAUAUUUUUUAAUAGUAAUUAUUGAAAAUAUUUGUUCAAGCAUAAA